Molecule: messenger RNA, 4354 nt
Organism: Triplophysa dalaica
Lineage: Eukaryota; Metazoa; Chordata; Actinopteri; Cypriniformes; Nemacheilidae
Gene: pan3
Product: poly(A) specific ribonuclease subunit PAN3
Exons: 18
Coding region: 242-2635 (797 amino acids)
Biological process (GO): nuclear-transcribed mRNA poly(A) tail shortening; mRNA processing
Cellular component (GO): PAN complex; P-body
Molecular function (GO): metal ion binding; poly(A) binding
Source: RefSeq, a predicted model, not a curated record
UGAUCCCAGCCGAACGCCAGGCUGAUGCACUGGUAGGCCAGCAAUGGACACCGAGAACGAGUAUCAACGCAUGGCGACAAAUGUGCGGAUCUUGCUGACUACUGAUCUGCUUCGAUGAGGACGCUGAUUUUAUCGCUAUUCGUCCAGUGAGGUAUACAUUUUUUUCAAGUGUUUUAAAAUAUACUGCUGCCGAGUUAUCGAUGUGCGAGCGUCUUCCGGCGGGAGCAGCAGCAGCGGUGCCAUGAAUAGUGGACUCCCAGCUUCAGCUGCUCCGCUCGGGGGUGUCGGGAUACCCUGCGUGAAGGUGAAAUUCUGUCGUUACUACGCGAAAGACAAGACUUGUUUUUAUGGCGAUGAAUGCCAAUUUCUACACGACGACCCAUCCAUGGCGAGCCUUUCUUUGCACGGCGGUGGUGCUGCCACUGGAGGAGGAAGCCCAGUGUCUUUAUCUCUGGCAGGGGGAGCAGUGACGGCGGCUGGUUACGCGCUCGGAGGCGGCGUGGGUAGCGGAGCUCCUGCGAACGUUCCCAAAAAGGGCGAUUCUCUCGGUCCCGCGGUAGCUGCAAUGGAAGGACAACUAUUAUCCAUCCCUGGAAUGGAGGGAGGUGCCCUGAAUGAUGCUGGUCUAACCAACUCGUACUUCAGCAGCACAUUUAUUGGGGUCAACGGGUUUGGAGGUCCACCAGAGUCCAAGUAUUCAAUGAUGCAGAGGAUGACCAGCAGUAGCAGUUCUCCAAGUCUACUGAAUGAUGGUGGCAAGAGCUUUAGCCACAGCCCUCAUGAUCCAGUAAAUUCCCCGACGUCAUCUCUCUUCAGUGAUUUUGGUGCUUUGAACAUAUCGCAAAGGAGAAAGGCACCUAACCCUACAGCCAGUGAAUUCGUCCCUAAAGGGCCCCCACGAAUGGCCUCUAUGUCUCAAACUGUACCAGCGUUCGCAUCCCCCAUCUUCCCUCAUCCUGGCCUAAGCAGCUCCACAGCGGCUGCUCUCGCACCUGGUAUGUCCCUUUCUGCCGGAUCGUCUCCUCUCCACUCUCCUAAAAUCACCCCUCACACUUCUCCGGCCCCGCGGCGACGCAGCCAUACACCCAACCCAAACCUUGCCAAUUACAUGGUGCCCACCACUGCGUCUGACCAGGGCGGCGGAGCUCACAUUAUUCAGAAGGAGACCGUGGGAGGGACCACGUACUUCUAUACGGAUAACACCCCAGCUCCAUUAGCCGGAAUGGUGUUUCCGACGUAUCACAUGUACCCGCAAACAGCGCCUCAUGUGGCGUACAUGCAGCCAAAGGCCAACGCACCAUCAUUUUUUAUGGCCGACGAGCUCAGACAGGAGCUGAUUAACAGACAUUUGAUGACAAUGGCACAGAUUGAUCAGUCUGAGAACCCUGGAGUGCCAUCGGAGUUAGACAGUUACCACAGCCUCUUUCCCCUGGAACCACCGCCGCCCAACCGUCUUCAGAAAACCAGCAAUUUCAGUUACAUCACUUCCUGUUACAAGGCAGUCAAUAGUAAAGAUGACCUGCCUUACUGCCUCAGGAGGAUACAUGGCUUUAGGCUGGUGAACACCAAGUGUAUGAUGCUGGUAGACAUGUGGAAGAAAAUUCAGCACUCCAAUACUGUGACCCUCAGGGAGGUCUUCACCACUAAAGUGUUUGGAGACCACUCGCUCGUAUUCUCCUAUGACUUCCAUGCGGGUGCGGAGACCAUGUUUAGCAGGCAUUUCAAUGAUCCUGCGGCGGAUUCGUUUUUCACCAAGAGAAAGUGGGGGCAGCAUGAGCUCCCUCCUCCCCGGCAACACGCGGGUCUGUUACCGGAGUCGCUCAUCUGGGCUUACAUCGUCCAGCUGAGCUCAGCUCUGCGUACCAUUCACACGGCCGGCCUGGCCUGCAGGGUCAUGGACCCCAGCAAAAUCCUCAUCACUGGAAAGACACGGUUGCGAGUCAACUGUGUAGGAAUGUUUGAUGUCUUAACAUUUGACAAUAGUCAGACCAACCACCUGGCGCUUAUGCCCCAGUACCAGCAAGCAGAUCUGAUCUCUCUGGGGAAGGUGGUGUUGGCUCUCGCGUGUAACUCUCUAGCUGGCAUUCAGAGGGAGAAUUUGCAGAAAGCCAUGGAGCUUGUGUCCAUCAACUACUCAUCUGACCUCAAGAACCUCAUUCUGUACCUUCUAUCAGAACAGAGCCGUCUGCGCAGCGUCAAUGACAUAAUGCCCAUGAUCGGAGCACGGUUUUACACUCAGCUAGACGCCUCUCAAAUGAGGAACGAUGUCAUUGAAGAAGACCUGGCCAAGGAGGUACAAAAUGGGCGAUUGUUCCGCCUACUGGCCAAACUGGGGACCAUCAAUGAGAGACCAGAGUUCCAGAAGGAUCCAACAUGGUCUGAGACUGGCGACCGUUACCUGCUAAAGCUCUUGAGAGAUCAUCUGUUCCACCAGGUAACCGAGACGGGCACACCCUGGAUCGACCUCAGUCACAUCGUGUCCUGUCUCAACAAGCUGGACGCUGGAGUACCAGAGAAGAUCAGCCUCGUGUCGCGGGAUGAGAAGAGUGUUCUUGUGGUGACCUACUCGGACCUGAAGCGAUGCUUUGAGAGCACCUUUCAGGAACUCCUGGGUGCCACUAACGGUCCGCUCUAGCACCCGCGCGUCCACGCGGUAGUGGGCUGGAACUGCCUGAACUAAAGAGCACAUUGCACUACAGCCUGGAAUAUAGGUGCAGAAUGAUGAUCUCACAACCAGGGCGGAGCCAGCUGGUAGCUCACAUCCAGUCAGAUACACUGUUCUGUCCAGAAAAGUUUUUUUCUAAAGCGUAUUUUUUUAGUUUUCACAAACACCGCAGCUGCAGAAUUAUGAACUGUCCUGAAUGCUGUGAUCUAAUUUUUUUAGACUCGGGAACAACGUCAAAAAUAAAAGACUUUUAUUUUUAAUUUUUUUUAUUUUUUUCUCUGGAGGAUGCACUAAACGUUUUAAGUUCCUUUUUAAGUGAUUUUGCGUGCGUGUCCCACUGGGUGGAUUGGGGACUGUGGUUUCACACAUCGGGUAAAAGGAAGAAAUCAAGAAGACUAAAGAAAAUGAAGUGUCUCUCUGCAACAUCAUCAUCAUCUCGCCCAAUUUCAAAGUGGUUCUAUGAGUUGGGACAGACCACUGGUGGCGUGUGGGGGUUCCUCACCUGAAGCUCUUUGUCUGGACUCUUACAUAGAUGGGACAGACCACUGGGUUUGUUCAUGCGGGUGAGCAAAUCAAUAAGACUGACCAUUUAUGAAUGUGUGGCAUGAGUAGUAUUCCCCUCUUCCCAUGCUGUAUUGACUCUUUUUUCAGAAGUCGGCCCACUUACAGGCGGCGGGUGUGCUACUGGUUGUGUGGGAGUGUUUUGGAGAAUUUCACAUGAUUUGCAGGCGCUGACAAAGGGGUGCUUUUCUCCUCGCGAUGUUAAAUUGUUUUAUUUCAGAGUUUUGCAACAUCCUUGAUUUACGGAUGCUUUUGAAAUGAGAUGCAAAAUCGGAAUUCGACAGGAUGGAUUUUUGUUGUCUUUUUAGUCAGGGUCUUGUGAUGGGAACCAAAGAACUGGACCGCACUAGCAAGGGACCUCUUAUGCCUCUGUUGUGGAGCAUCCAAAGUGUCUGCUUUUCCUUAAUCCUUCUGGUCCAUGAUUUGGUCUCUGUCGGCCUUUUUGGUCUCUUUUUGGAUCUAGUGAAUCUAAGUAGAGCUGUUUUGUGUUGUUACUGUUUUGUUUCCUCGCCAAACUGUUGUACAGGGAUGCAUUAUGGGAUAUCUCAACUCACUAGUGUAAUCUCUUCUGUACAAUCCAAGCAGGAUUGGGUUUUGGGAUUGCAUUUCGCUUGUCUAUUUUGACUAUUAUUUGAUCUACAUAUUAUGUGAUGGCAACAUCUGAUCUGGAAACAGUUUCAAAUUUCCUCAGGUCGAAUCUUGACAGGCUGAAGCCGAUGACUGAAUGUGUCUGAUCUGUCAUUGGUUACUUGCUCGAUCACCGAGUCAGACUGUGGUGGAGUGAUUUGCGGGUUCUGGGGGCACAGCUGCAGUGGGGAUGCUGUAAAUUAAUGUAGUAUUUUUUUUUGUCCUCUUCUUUUUUUUUUAGUGAACAGAUUAAACAACAUGGUGCCAACCCCUCAUCCGCCACAAAACGACAGAAAGGCACAUAAAACACUUUUUACAUUCAACGCCAGCACAGGCUGAUCUCAUCAUGUACUCGGAUUCAGCUAGAAUGCACUCCGAUCAUAGACACACAUAAAAAAUUUCUCCUCCAUCCCAAUAAGUUUUAUGCCCUUGUGUUUCUUGUCACAUUUUUGCGAUAUUUGUGUGUACAGCAGUAUUUUAAUAAAGAGUAAUAAAAGAUAA